Baudoinia panamericana UAMH 10762 is the source of this 4164-nucleotide messenger RNA. RefSeq lists its product as uncharacterized. Bases 129 to 3983 code for a protein of 1284 amino acids. Lineage: Eukaryota; Fungi; Ascomycota; Dothideomycetes; Mycosphaerellales; Teratosphaeriaceae. The transcript is spliced from 7 exons. The record is from RefSeq and is a predicted model, not a curated record.
CAGAGAGCGCUUCGAUGACCCCUGCAUGACAUUUUCUCUGUGGGGAGUAUGAGCGCAGAAUCAUUGUUUAACUCUAUGCCCUCUGCUGUCGCUUCUCCUCGUGACUUCCUUGCUGUGCGCCAGCUGACAUGACUGUCGUUACCUAUCUCCUAUUUUGGGCGGCGUUCAGCGCCGCUCAAUCUGGUCUCUUUUAUAAUGUCACAUUUACCAAUUCCACCAGUGCGGCCGUUUCGUUCAGCAACCAUCUCUCCGAUAGCAGUAGUUCAGCAAUCUCUGUUACCAGCACCAGCACAGAAACCUCCGAUUCCAGCACAGCGAUCUCUGACACCAGCAUAACGGUAUCCCGCAGCAGCACCUCCGCAAGCAUAGUACCUGGCUCCCAGAAUCCGAACGCUUCAGGAGCACCGUCUUUGUCCAACGAGGCGACGUCUUCCACCAUCUCAGCUAACUUCGCCGCAUCGCCUACAUCCAGCACUCCUUCCACGUCAAGCCCCUCAUCUUGUCCCGGCACAACUACAGAAUCAACCCCAAAUCCGUCUACCGGCAUCGGAGACUACGUUUUCUUUGGCAUUGGGUCUUUGUCGGGUACUGGAAGCUCGCCUGGCAGCUCGACAGAGGGCUCGGUCUCCAGAUCAGCCGUGCUUAAUAACACGUCCACCACUGCUCCGUCAAGCCUAAUGUACAGCUUAGACGUGCUCAAUAUCACAUCCGCCAAUGCUCCGGCAAAUUCGACCUCCAAUGCAACUUCUCCAGUUCCCGCGGCAUUCAACUUCAGCGCUGCAGGCAAUGGCACCAAUGACCUCUUGACGACGAACUCGUCUAAUGGCACCUCCGUAAGCGUGACAGUAGUCUCGAUAAACACUACUUUUGCAAAUGCGACAUCUACGUCACCGGGCGCAUCCGCAACUGCUCUAUCGGCUCCAGAAUGCGUCGAAGGAGCAUCAUACGUCGACGACAAUGGGGCAGUCUGGAGCAUGCUCUGUAACACGAGUUCGAGUGCAGCUAUCUUGAGUGUCUCAGUACACACCAGCAGCGAUUUCACGGUAUGCUUUGCAUUGUGCGACAGCAAUCCCGGAUGCAUCUACUUUGAGUACGGCAUCGUCUUCUUGAGCUACUAUGGGUGCGUUCUCAAAACGACCAUGGGCGACCGGAUUCCAAACCCAGGUUUCACGGCGGCGGUGCUCUCAUCCGCGCUGUUCCCCGCAACCAACCAAACAAUAGUGUCCAAUUCUUCCGAUAUGGUAUUGUCUCCUUUCAACACCAGCACAUCGUCACUCAACAGCACGUCCACUAUUGCGUCUUUGAAUUGGUCACUUCCGGCAAAUGGCAGCGGAAGCGCGUACGCCAGCGCAUGUCAAACUUUGCAAGUUGCUUGGACUUCGCUUCUCAACGCUGUGCCUUUUUCGUACGCACCUAGCAUUGCGUACUUGACCUACACGAAUUGGACGGCACAGACAACGACCCUAGGGGGAUGCGACAGCUGGACCCGCCUUGUUGGCGAAUUUACUCCGAUUGGUAGCGGCUUCACGUCGACCACAAUCUGGGAGGCCGUCUCAACGCUUCCUGCUCAACCAUCACCACCAUGCUCUGUCAACCCAUCUGAUUGCGGACUUCUAUGGAGCAACUACAAUAACUAUGCCACAUCAUGGGGGUCGGCACAGAGUGCCGCGGAGACAGUAAUAGCCCUGGCUCCAUCCGCCACGGCCGUGACCAUAGGAGAUGCAACAACUUCUUUUGGAACCACACGGCUCACCACGCCACCAGUAAUUUCGUUCAAUGGGACCGACUACUCUGGGCUCGUAACCAGCUACAGCACCGUUUAUGGGUCUCCUGGAACAUCCCUCCGCUAUCAAACCUACUACGAGCUUCCGCAGGGGAAUCUUUUUGAGAAUGGAACAUUAACAUGUGCUGCCAGUGUGGUGAGCUGGGCGUCAGAUUAUUCCAACUACCCUUAUUGCAGUGAACCUGCCACAAUGUCAGGAUGCGGACAAUGCACAAUCUACGGUGGCACGGUCCAGCUCCUGUACUUCCCAGUCACUACCAAUGUGUCCCGCGAUAUGUGCGCAACCGCUCCACCAUCACCAACAACAUGUCCUCUUGGGCAUACAACUGCACCCUACACCCCUGCACCCUUGAAUCGCGGAGGCACCUGUGAGGCCUUGAUCCCGUGUCCGUACGCUACAACUAAUACGACCACAACCGAUAGUGGACCCUAUAUUGUCUCCGAAGGCAUGACGUACUAUGAGAACAGAGCUUACAUCUCCCUCCAGACAGCAUAUGCUUCCAACUCAUGCGGCAGACUUGGCACGGCCCAGAGUGGCCGCAUCCUCACGGUCGCUUCGAAUCAGGUCUACUCGCUCGAGAGAUCGAUGUGGUCGUGUGCAGACUAUGGUUAUGCUUUCUCGUUUGCCGAUUUGCUUCCUAACGUUCCUUACAGCGCGUAUAAUCUUGCCAACCCCGGUCUUCAGCCCUAUGACGAAUUCGACAACGUCGGCUGUCAACCUCUUAAUGAUCCUGGGUUUCUCUACCCGAACUGGAUGAAUCUUGAUUUUGUCAACGGCCUCCAGCUCAGGUCCUAUCAGCCGUGUGACACGCUCGCUGACCAGGCAUACAGACCCACGCUCGUUGUGCCAACCCAGAUCCGCGCCCUCGACCCUGCCUGGGCAAGCUGUGCAGUGGCACUUGAAGGUCUUUACGAUCCGCCAAAGGCUCUGCAAGAGGCUACAACAGCGGAUGGCGUUUCUAACCCUGGCAUCCAGAGUAGCACAGCUGCCACGCCAGGGAGUGCCGCAACGUCCGGGCCACAGGCCACUGCAGCAACUAUUACGGCAGCCGCCUCCGCGCAAGCGGACAGUGAUCCUGUUCCGACAAGCUCCAAUACUGGCGAACAAGCAAGUGCCCAAGCAUCGCCGUCUAUUGGUACCCAACCGACUGCUCAGCCAUCUUCACCUGCUGGCACGCAAGCAGUCGCUCAAGGAUCUUCAUCCCCUGAUUCGCAAGCAAGCGCACAAGCGGCGUCGUCGGUGGCAGACAACGAUGUAGCGGGCGUUAUAGCGUCCCUACUGGCAGGCUCCGCCACGACAGCAGGUGCUGCGGCAAGCCCAGCGAAUAGCGACUCAAGCAAUUCCGCAGCCAAUUCCGCAGGAGGUGCAAUCGCUUCACUUCUAGCGAACAGCGGCUCGACAUCGACCUCUGAAACUGGGUCCUCGGGUGCGGGUUCCGGGGGCUCUGAUGACUCUGGUUCCAGAUUGUCAGGCUCGUCACAAAUUGGGUCAUCACUUCCCGCUGCGUCGAGCGUGGCGUCAUCUGGCUCCAAUGGGCCAGGCUCUGGUUCAGGAACGUCAGACAGUGGCUCCUCCGGCUCGGGCUCCACGGGCUCAGAUUCAGGGUCGUCAGGUUCAGGGUUGUCAGGCUCGGGCUCGUUGGGCUCAGAGUCGUCGGACACAGACUCUGGUGCCGGUUUUACUGACUCGGGCUCGUCUGGGUCUGGGUCCGACUCAUCCGCAGCUACGCCGUCUGGCUCAACUUCAGGGAGCGGAUCCGCCAGCGGAGACUCUCCAGAGAACCCAUCUUCAGCGAACGGACAAGCAACCGUAGUGACUGUCAUUGGGUCGAGCACUACAGUCGCCUUGUCUCAAAUUGCAGGUUCAAGCAAUGUUGUUGUACUUGACGGCACCACCGUUUCCGUGGUGAGCGAUCCAACCGCGAUCAACAGCAUCACGCUGUCGUCCGCGCAGUCAUCGGGUGGCACUGCCAUCGCAGGAGGCGGAGUGUCCAGUAUCGUCCAAGCUGCUUUUGCUCAGCCAACCGUGGGUAACGCUGCCAGCGAUUCCGCUGUUACUGGAGCGGUGAUCAGUCUCGGCAGCUCCUCCUCACUGAACGCUGUGAUCACGGUAGUGAACGGCGCGACCGCAGUCGUUAUUGGAGACAGUACGCUAGCGGAAGGAGCCGUGGCUACGAUAGGUGUUCAAACGCCGUCGUAACCGCCCCUGAUGGACAAACGUUGGAAGCAGCCGUCAUCGGUGGAAGCACUAUUAUCCAGGGCGGUGUCGCAGCGACCAUAUCAGGACAUGCGGUCAGCUUGGGCACUGGCGGCAUUGUAAUUGAUGCCUCGCAAACACAGGCUAUUAGCGGGCUGCCUGCGACCGGCGUAGCAUCAGGCGC